AUGGCAAAAGAUAGAAAUAAUAAUAACAAGAUUCUCAAAAAGAUUUUAGAAGUUGGUCAUAAGUGUUGUAUCUCUCAAAAUGCUGUCAGAGAUCUACUUGGAGAUCAAACUAUUAAUGAAAAAGAUGUAGGAGAGAUUUUAGGAAGUAUGGCACGUUCAUGCAUAAACAUGUCUGGUGUUGAAAGUAAUAAUAAUGAGGAAACUUGGAAUGUUGAAAAUUUUGUAACUGUCAUUAAAGAAAAAUCGCCUUCUCUGGAUUGGGUUAAAGCUUUUAAACAUUUAGAUUAUCCUCAUUUCUUUUUAUUUGAUGGAAAAGGUCUUAACAUUCUAAUUAAAGCAUGGAAUGCUAGUUCAGAUGAUGACAAUACUAAUCAAUUCCCUAUUAAUGUCUUUUUCUGUGAAUGGAAUAAUUUACGAGGCAAACUGACUGCAUUAUAUCAAAUCGCUGUAGCACCUCCCAAUCUAAUCAAUCUCUAUUCUUGCUCAAAGAGAACUGUUAUUCAAUCAGACGAUUUUACUCAUUCUCCUGCCAAUGUAUGCUCGAUGGCCCAACGACUUUUAAGUGAUCCACUCAAUUCGCUAGAUCUUAUUGAACAUAUCAUUAUGCUUGCUGACAGUCCGAUUGCUGACGAUGUAAAAGCGCUUUUAGAAAGAGUAUUAAUUAAAAAAGCGCCUGAACUUUUAUUUAUGGGUUUAUUUCAAAUCGAUCCAAUUAUUAACUCUACUCAAGAUGAGAUAUUGAAAAGGUUGAUGAACAUUUACUUGACAGGAAAUGCAAGUAGUCUAUUAGUUUUUACAAAGCUUUGGAAAGUGAAACCAGAAUUAUUUAAGAAAAGUAUCAUUGAAUUACAUGAAAAGGAACCAGCUGCAUUAAGUCGUAUUCUGGUCUUUAUUCAAGAAUUGAAGAUACUUCCUUUUAUUCUUGAAAUUCAACCAUUUUUGUUUACUAUUGAUUUAGCUGCUCUUGCAACAAGACGCGAACUUUUAAAUCUUGAAAGAUGGCUACAAGAUAAAAUUAAUAAAUAUGAUGAUAUAUUUAUUCAAACUUGUUUAAGAUUUCUUGGUAAUAAGGCAAGGGCAGAGUUAUCAAGAUGUGAAAACAAACCAAUUCCUAUUACUGUAUCUUUAUCGAGGGAUGUUGUUACUAUUUUUGUGAAAGUGCUUUCUGAAAGAGAUAGUCUAACUGAUAAAGACAAGAAAUUAUUAAAUGAUGUACAUAUGAUAUAUAACCAACUUACACGGAAACAGUUAGCUUCAUCCUCUAAUGAACAACUGAUUGUUGAUAAAACCUAUUCUAAAACUACAAAUACAACACUAUUCAUAAAAAAGGGCAUUACUUUUAACUCAAAUAUUGAAGAUGAAGCCUAUGCUUAUUACCAACAACUUUAUAGUGGUGAUAUGUCUGUUAGUGAAAUGAUUGAUAAACUGAAUCAAUUUUGUAUUUCGAAUGAUCUUCGUGACCGAAAUGUAUUUGCAUGUAUUAUAUAUAAUCUUUUUGAUGAGUACCGAUUUUUUUAUAAAUAUCCGGAUAGGGAACUCACCCUCACGAGUGUUUUAUUUGGAUCGUUAAUUCAAAAUCGUCUUCUUUCGCAUGAAUUUCUAGAUAUUGCUUUGAAUGGUAUACUAGAGUCUUUAAAGAAUCCACCCACAUCAAAGUUGUAUCAUUUUGGUAUACACGCUAUCACUCAAUUUGAGGCUCGCUUAGCUGAAUGGCCAAACUUUUGUGAACAAAUCUUACAAAUUCCAUCUAUACAGCAAACAGAUCCUAAACUAGCUCUUGUGGUUCGGGUCUUUUUACAAAUGGAAAAACAAAAGCAAAGAGAGCGGCUUGAUGGUCCUCGCAUUACCCAUCCUCAAUCUGAUAGAUUCUUGACACCUACCUCUAAUAACGCUUAUGAUGGAAGCUUUAAUGCAAUCCAUAUUCCUGAUAUUCCUAAAGAUGAUACUAUUAUCUAUGAAUCUCCGGAUGAAAUCAUUCAGGGCAAAAUUUUAUUUAUUCUUAAUAACGUUGCUUCAAAUAACUUUGAAACAAAAGUAGCCGAAAUGAAAGAAUAUUUGAGGGAGACCCUUUAUCAAUGGUUUAGUCAUUAUCUAGUUGUCAAACGAGUUAGUGUAGAACUUAAUUAUCAUUCACUUUAUCUCGAUUUGCUAAAGGCGCUCAACAGUCCAUUAUUAGAUAGGCAUAUUAUGUGUGAUACACUUGUUAAUAUACAUUUCCUACUUAACUCUGACAAUACCUUAACAUCUUCUUCCGAUCGUUCCUUACUAAAAAACUUGGGCGCCUGGCUCGGUGGUAUGACACUUGCGAGGAAUAAGCCUAUUACUCAAAAGUAUAUACAAUUUAAAGAACUUCUUUUAGAAGGCUACUAUAACAAACGUUUAAUUGUCGUUAUUCCGUUUGUUUGUAAAAUACUUGAGCAGGGCAAAAGGAAUACUGUCUUUGUCCCACCAAAUCCUUGGUUAAUGGCUAUCUUGAAGUUACUUGUUGAAUUAUAUCGAGAUGCUGAUCUCAAAUUGAACCUUAAAUUUGAGAUCGAAGUACUUUGUAAGAAUCUAUCAAUAGAAUUAGAUAGUAUUGAGCCUAGUAUGUUUUUAAAGAUGAGACUACCAUUAGCCAAUACGAUUUUGCCUAAUAUGGAUUAUUACUACAAUACGCCCCUUGAACAUACCUACUCCAACGUCAAUACUACCACUGAGUUCUUCCCUAUCGUUGAUCACAGUAGUAUGAUCCCUGACAUUCCUGAUCUAGGACCCUCUUUCUCCUUUAAUUCUAUUGUUACUACUACUACUACUGCUCCAUAUAUGUCAGAUCCUGCGAUUCAAAGUUGGGUCCAACAAGCUGUAUCUCAAGCCACUCGUGAAGUUAUCCUAUGGUAUGGUGACAGAUCCAUUAAGCAGGCUGUUUCAUCUACUUAUAGUCUUAUUACAAAGGAUCUCAUCUUCUUAAAUUCAGAUGAGUCUAGUACGACAAAAUCGGCACAAACGAUGAUACAGAAUUUAGUAAGAAGUUUAAUAAAGGAAAAUUGCAAGGAGCCUCUUCGACUUGCCAUGAUCAAUCAUCUAUACCCUAUCUUUAUCACAAAUAGAUUCAAUACAGAUAUGGCAAGAAGAGCAGCCUUAUCAAUUACCACAGACAAUUUAGAAUUGGCUUAUACAGCAAUUGAACAGUUAGCCUUAAAGAAGGCCACCGAAAAAUUAGAUAAAGUCCUUAUGGUGGCCUAUACAGAUCGUAAACGUUUCAAGGAACAAAAUCAAACUAUGCAACAACCACCUUAUUUUGAUUCUACUCUUUCUUCUAACUCUCAAUACUAUUAUUUUCAAAUGUUACCCGAGUUUUUAUGUCCUCAACCCAAUUAUGGCAUACAGCCUCCUGCUAUCGCUAGUCAUCAUAAUGUAUAUGAAGACUUUGGUCAUCUCGCAACAAAUACACAUACGUCUGGUCAAGCUCUUAAACAACACCAUUACAAUAUUCAACAAAAUGGUAGUUAUGUCGUUAUGCAACAACAACAACAACAACAACAAAUUGUUUAUACAAAUUCUGCUAAUCAAAUUAUCAUCGAUCAAUUUACACAAUGCAUUCAUGACUUGGAAAGCCUUUUUAGUAUCACUUCUCAUAUUCCAAGUUUUAAUCUGCUGCCUCCACAACAUGAAAUCAUGGUCUAUGUUAAACAGAUACCACUUAUAGCCAUGUCUAGCUUUGACAAGACAGAGAUGAUCAAGGUCUUUGCUCAAAGGAUCGUACAAUUAGCUUACGCUAAUCCAACACAAUUAGGGAAAGAGACUUAUCUUUUUAUUUUGGAGAGGCUUUGUCAUAUCUCACCUAAUAUACGUACACUUGUUUCUACUUGGAUAUCUGGAUAG
Cokeromyces recurvatus is the source of this 3861-nucleotide messenger RNA. RefSeq lists its product as uncharacterized. Gene Ontology annotation, cellular component: P-body; CCR4-NOT core complex. The coding region runs from base 1 to 3861 and encodes 1286 amino acids. NCBI's taxonomy places the organism in Eukaryota, Fungi, Mucoromycota, Mucoromycetes, Mucorales, Mucoraceae. The record is from RefSeq and is a predicted model, not a curated record. Gene Ontology annotation, biological process: nuclear-transcribed mRNA catabolic process, deadenylation-dependent decay. The transcript has 5 exons. Gene Ontology annotation, molecular function: molecular adaptor activity.